This is a messenger RNA of Perkinsus marinus ATCC 50983, 390 nucleotides long. RefSeq lists its product as hypothetical. The record is from RefSeq and is a predicted model, not a curated record. The transcript has a single exon. Lineage: Eukaryota; Perkinsozoa; Perkinsida; Perkinsidae. The annotation marks the transcript as partial.
AUGGGAGAAACGGAACCUAUUGAUAAUUAUGUUGCUAACCUUCGGGUACUAUUGGACAUAAGUCACCCUCGUCUAGGACAAGGGGCUAAGAGCGAGAUUCUACGCAGUCAGUUCGUCUGGGGUCUCCCUCAAGGAACUGCCAAAGCUUUAGUCCUAGCUAAGUAUGAGGACGGUACUGUGCCGUUGGAAUCCCUCGUUAUUCUUGCCAAGGACCAUCUUAAAGCUGCGCGCUUCGAGGGGUCGAAGAGCAUCGAGAUAGCCGCUGCAGCUAUGCGUAUGCGUGCAGACCAAGGCAAGGGCAAGAGAGGGUGGCAUAGGUCUCCUGGCAAGGGCAAAGGUAUGGCAAGGGAGGCGGACUAUACGGGUAAGGGUCAAGGAGGCAAGGCGGAA